This is a messenger RNA of Saprolegnia diclina VS20, 2297 nucleotides long. RefSeq lists its product as hypothetical. Gene Ontology annotation, biological process: (1->6)-beta-D-glucan biosynthetic process. Gene Ontology annotation, molecular function: glucosidase activity. The coding region runs from base 27 to 2273 and encodes 748 amino acids. The record is from RefSeq and is a predicted model, not a curated record. Gene Ontology annotation, cellular component: endoplasmic reticulum membrane; plasma membrane. The transcript is spliced from 6 exons. Lineage: Eukaryota; Oomycota; Saprolegniomycetes; Saprolegniales; Saprolegniaceae.
CGGCAAUUCGCCUUCUUGAAUAGAAAAUGUGGCGCCUCGUAGUAGCGGCGACGUUGGCGUGCGUGGCCGCGGUCGACAUUGGCGACAACACGCAGCCGCCCAAGUCGGGCGUCGGCAUCUGGAUCGACGUCGACACCCCCGCCGACAAGUUGACGAUGAAGAGCUCGCGCGGCGAUACGUGGAACCUCGUCAUGAGCGACGAGUUUGAGAUUGCGGGGCGCAACUUUACGGCCGGUGAAGACCAUCUUUGGAUGUCGCUCGACAUUCCGGAUGGCGUCAACCGCGCGAUUCAGGUGUACACGCCCAACAACUCGUACACAGAGGACGGCAAGUUUGUCAUUCGCAUCGACUCGGGCCAAGUCGACAUCCAGUUUUACAACGUUUGGGCUGACGUGCCGGGCUGGACGACCAAGAAGAUGUGGUACUCGGCGUCCAUGAUGCAGACGUGGAACAAGUUUUGUAUUCAAGGCGGCUUUAUCGAGAUCGCCGCGCGGCUCCCGGGCGCGGUGAAUAAUAAGUCGAUGAACCCGCACAUCACGGGCAAGCGCUGGGACGGCACCAAGGACAUACCAGUCAAGCCCUCGGACAAGAUCCCCGACAUUCGCUACUACCCGACGUGGCCGGGUCUGUGGAUGAUGGGCAACCUCGGCCGCGCGCUCUUUGCGGCCUCGACCAACAAGAUGUGGCCGUGGACGUACAACGAGUGCACCGAGCUCGCACGGAAGAACCAGCGAAUCUCGGCUUGCAACCCCAACCCUGGCUACGGCCUCAACCCAUACCAAGGUCGCGGGUCCCCCGAAAUUGACAUUCUCGAAGGCGGUGGCACGGCGAUUUCGUCGUCGCUGCAGAUCGCGCCGGGCAUGCCGGACGAGUACCGGCUCACGCACCCGGACAUCAAGUACGAAAACUCCUCCAACGUCGACGCCUUCGGUCGUCAUGGUCCAGGCCAUCUCUUUUGCUUUUACGACAAGACGUGCCUGACGCCCGGAGCCAACAUGGCGGACGUGUCGACGGCCGCCUUUGCGUCCCGCGGCCACAAGUCGUGGUACCAAGGCCUCCGGUACGCGGCCAACGACCGGUGCACGCCCGACCCGAAGCUCGUCCAGCAGUACGAGUCGGUGGCGGCUGCCCAAAACAGCGAAAUCAUCGACAACCAGUGGGACAUCAAGAAGAUUAGCUCGGGCAAGGACCUCCACGCGGACCUCGGCCUCAUGGACGGGAAGGGCCCGCUGCACUGGGGCAUCAACUACAAGGGCACGUGCUUUCCGAUCGCAAACGGGUACAAGGGCGGGUUCCUCUGCGACCGCGACAGUCAAAACCCGAAAUGCGACAACCCGCGCACGAAUGCGCAGGCGCCGACCAACAUGAUGGAGCCGUUCGAGUACCAAAUGGACGCAAUUUCAUCCAACUGGGACAUCAACUACGAAGCGUACUCGACGUACUACAAGUACCAGCUCGAGUGGGUUACGGGUGACAGCGGCUAUGUCCGCUGGAUGCUUGACAAGGUGCCGAUUUUCGAGAUCCCGUCCGAGUCGAUGACCAACCCACCGCAAGGCGGGAAGGAGCCCAACCCGAAGAAGAUCAUGAUUGAGGAGCCGAGCUACUUUAUCUUCAACGUGGCCAUGUCGUCGGCCUGGGGUGCGACGCCGCCCAACUUCGUCGUCGGUCCGUGCCGAGGCAACGCGACGAUUCCCAAGCCUGGUACUUGGGAAUACGACUCGACGCAAAACGUGUGCGACUCGUUCCCGAUGUACAUGCACAUCGACUACAUUCGCGUCUGGCAAGACCAGUCGCCAACGUCCAACAUGUCGGUCGGCUGCGAUCCCGCGACGCAUCCGACCAAGGAAUUUAUCAAGGCGCACAUCACCAACUACACGGACCCGCGCAACCCCGACAUCCCGGUCGCGGGCGGUGCCACGUGCAACAGUGACGACGACUGCACCACAUCGAGCGCGAUCACAGGCAUCUGCGUCAAGCGCCGAUGCAAGUGCAGCGGCGUCUGGUCGGGGCCCCGGUGCACCAAGUACGACAUGGACAAGCGCACGUUCGGACCACCAGUGUUUGUGGCCGUCGGCGUCGUGGGCUUUGGCACCAUCAGCGCUGUGCUCUCGCUCAUGCUGCGCAUGAAGCGGACGCGCGAGAUCCAAAUGCACCACCAGGCCGAAGCCAAAGAAACCGCGCGCCGGACGACCGUUGUCGUGAUGCCGCCCGCGCCCGCCGACUCGGAAAUCAUCAUCAUGGGCGACCAGUCGCUCGAGGUUCAGCGCAGCUAACUCAACUAAUAUCCUUAUGUCAAC